Molecule: messenger RNA, 687 nt
Organism: Daphnia pulicaria
Lineage: Eukaryota; Metazoa; Arthropoda; Branchiopoda; Diplostraca; Daphniidae
Gene: Pldn
Product: biogenesis of lysosome-related organelles complex 1 subunit 6-like
Exons: 4
Coding region: 171-584 (137 amino acids)
Biological process (GO): intracellular transport
Cellular component (GO): extrinsic component of membrane; BLOC-1 complex; transport vesicle
Source: RefSeq, a predicted model, not a curated record
AAAUUUUUCGUACUGAAAGUGAAAACACGGUGAAAACAACACAUGCAAUUUCAUCUUGAUGUCAUGAAGUGUGCUAAGCUUUUCAUAACAAUUAAAUCUUGGACAAAACAUUAGUGAAACAGGAGGAAAGUUGAUAACUCUGUUAAUUUAUUCUUUUAUUUGAUCACGCAAUGGUUGGUGAAGAUGAUGUGUCGUCAAACAACGCCCCCAUCAAUAAUCUUGCUAGGGCACUCUUGGAAAACCAUGAACCCAAGUUUGUAGCUGCAGAAGACAGUCUUCAAGAUCUAACAGCCAAACAAGACAUGUUAAUGGGACAGGUGUUCAGACAAACAGAUCGUCUCAGUGAAGCUAUUAAGCAUACACAAGUUUAUGAAAUGGUUACCCAGACUAAAAUUUAUCAAAACAAACUCCUUAGUCUACAGAAAGAAAUGGCUGAUCUAAGUGAAAGAUCCCAAAAGAUAAAAAAAAGAGCAUUAAAGCUUCAACAGUCAAAACAACAUGAAGCACUGUUGCGGGAGCAAGCUAAAGAUCGCGAGUUGGAACGAGAAAAACAGUUAAUAGCCAGGCCCGCUAAGAGAAAUUAAUCAAACAAACUUGUCAUUUUGAAAAAAAAAAUAAUAAUAAUAACUAAAUAUGUAUAUUUAAAUUCCAGAAAUGUUCGUAAUAAUACAAAUUUAAAAAAACUUG